This is a messenger RNA of Closterium sp. Naga37s-1, 3492 nucleotides long. Lineage: Eukaryota; Viridiplantae; Streptophyta; Zygnematophyceae; Desmidiales; Closteriaceae. The record is from the annotation of a GenBank genome assembly.
AUGCCUCCAGCUAGCGUAAUCGACGCAUUCACGCCUCGCUAUAAGCGCCGGCAGUUGAGCCUCGUUAUAGAAAAUUCCUCGGAAGAAGAUGAAAGUUCAUGUAUCGGGGAUCAGCAGCAACAGCAGCAACAGCCGCAGCAGCAGCAACAGCAGCAGCAGCAGCGGCAACACUUCACCGGACGCGCCCUCGAGGCGUUUCAUCGGGCGGCGGUCGUCAAACCAGUGGCGCAAAGUCAGAGCCACCGCGCGGGGGGGUGGCUCGAAACUCUCCGCCAAGCCUCGCGCAUCCGCGCAACCGGCGCUGGGCUUUCGGGAAGCUCCGCAUCAGCGGGGGCAUCAGCAGGGCCUUCCUCCGCUCCCGCUUCCGCCUCCGCCUCCGCUUCCGCUUCCGCAUCCCCUUCCGCCCCGUGCCGGUUGAAGCGGAGGGCAGCAGACGCGGGGCUGGAGUGCAGCGCGGGCUCCGCGGAGGAGCCGAAGCUACUGAGGCGCGCAACCUGCCCCGCGGAACGCGCCUACGUCGUCCCCCACCACUGGGCCUCCGCGGACCCCGCUUCCGCCGCCAGCUCGCGCAACCCCACGUAUUCCCCCGCCCCCGUCUCCGCUGCUGCCCGCGCAGGCGCUGGCGCUGGUGCAGCCUGGCCCGCGGGACUCCUUGCGCUGAACGCGCUCGUCUCUCCGCGAUACGCGCCGGGCCAUUCUUCACGACCCGCUCCACCUACCUCCGCCCCGCUUUCCCCUUAUCGACGUCAUCCUCCGCCUCCGCGCUCCCCCGCUUUUCCGCCCUCCCCCGCUCCGCUUCCCCCAUUCCGAGCGAAAUUCGCGCCCGUGCCGUCGCCUGCUUCUACUCCUAAUCCCUUACCCGGGUUUCCCGCCGCAUCUGGCGCUCCACAGCGGUCCCUAACGACUCGAAGAUGCUCGUCCAAGUCGCCUGCGACGUCAGCGAACAAUUCCACGUCAGCGGGAUUCAAAGUCCCGUUUUCGCCACGCGUAGCUUGUGGUUCCGAGUCUUCUGACACGUGGACGAAUUGCAGUGGAGGAGGAGGAGCGGAUUUGGCGAGCGAAGAGAGGCCACGUGGAAUGGUGGCACAGGGAGUGUCAGAAUCAUCAUCAGCAGUAGCAGCAACAGCAGCAACAGCACAACUGCCACCUCAGGUGGUGCACCUGCCAUGUCAGCUGCUGCGUCUGCCAGCUCAGAUUUUGCUGGCAGACUCGCGCCCACCGCCUCCCCUUAAGGAAAGGGGGGAGGAUGAGGAAGGAGAGAAAGUGAGGAGGAGAGAGAAGAGGGGAGGAGAGGGUUUGGGGAGGGAGGGAGAGAAACAAAAAGUGGCCCUGGCGGUUAGUGCAGAGGGGGAAAAGAUGGAAGUGGUGGAGUUGGUAAGGGGAGUGGAGAUGAGAGAUGAAGUGGAGGGGAUUGAAAGAGAGGGUGGGAGGGUAGAUAAGGGGAGUGAAGCGAUGGAGUUGGAGGGAGGAGGAGAAGAGGGAGUAGGAGAAGUGGGAGACGAGGUAGGAAGGACAGAAGAACGAAAAGAAGUAGCGAGGGAGGUAGGAGGAGAAGAAACGGAAGGGGAGGACGUAGGGAGGGGAGAGGGUCAAGAAGCUGGGGAUGCGAAAGAGGGUGAAGCAAUUGAAGCAGGUAUGGAAGGUGGUGGUGACAAGCAGGGCGAGGAGAAUGGAUGGUUGUGGGAGGGAAGUGACCUGAAAGGGUGCUAUCUCGACGUGAGCAGGACAUUUGUUGAUGAAACGGUUAGAAGCAGUGCUGAGGAGGUCAUAGGCGGUGCCGAGGAGGUUUCAAUCGGUGCUGAGGUGGUGCCAGGCGGUUCUGGGUUGGUGAUACUUUGUGCAGAUAUGGAUCUGGAUGCGAUGCCUCAUGAGCUGAGUUGCUGCCUCGGGUCCCAGCAGGAUCAGUCCGCGGAGGCACACUUGGGGCAGCAGGAGAAGCAGCAUCUGGACCCGCAAGUGGAGCAGCAUGAGCGGCAGCAGCAGCAGCAGAUGGAGGGGGAAGAGUGCUCGCUGGAACAGUUGACUCGCGUUGACUCGAUGGAAGAUGACGACUUCUGGGAAAGGAUGGUCGCCAGCUAUGGCACGCUGGACGACCUGUCCUCUACAGAUGGGGUGCCCGCUACAGAUGGAGAAACUGCUACAGCCGAAGGGAGCGCUACAGCUGAAGGGGCCGCUACAGCCAGAGUGGCCGCUACAGAUGGAGGAACGACCACAGCUCUAGAGGCGGCUACAAGUGUGGGAGCAGCUACAGCCGAUGGUGGGCUUGAAAUGGAUGAUUGCGGGGUAGGUGUUGCCACAGUAAGUGACGGUACUGCCUUGCCUGCUGUAACUCCUGAAUCUCUGGCAGCUGUUGAGGGUGCACUGCCAGAAAAUUCUGCAUACUCGGGGGUGCAUGCAGCAGCGAUGACCCACCAACCUCCUUCCACAGAUGCUGAAGCAGCAGCUUCAACUGUUGGGCGGGCUGGUUUGUUUGUAGUGGCCAGGGAAUGCCCGAUGCUAUCAGAUCUCACUCUUUCCGGGAGAUAUUUUCGCCCGGAUUGGCUCGGCGCGCUCUGCUUCUGCCCGAACCUGCAGACGCUCAGGCUCGAGAAUUUCCACCAAUCAGAGCCCGACGAGUGUGCAGCAGCCGUUGGGUGGGCGGGGGGAGUGCGGCACGAGAUGGGAGCGGGCGGGCAGCAGAACGGGCAGGAGGAAGAAGGGGAGGGAACGAAUGAGGAGGGAGGGGAAGAGGACGACGAGGGGAAAGCGGAGGGGGAGGAAGGAGGUGAAGAAGGGGGAGAAGGGGGAGAAGGGGCGGAAGGAGAGGAGCAAGAGGAGGAAGGGGAGGGGGAUGGGGAUGAGGAGGAGGGGGAGAACAAGGAGGAUGCGGAUGCGGUUGGAAGGCAUUUGGAAAGAGAGAUGUCUGAUGCCUCUCUGCCCCCUUCCCGUCGCUUCCUAGCCACCGUCAAAGCCGCAGUGCACCGCUCUAAAACCAUCAAAACCGGUUCUACUGAUGCCACCAGCAGCACAGGCACCUCUGGCACGCCCAGUCGCAUCAAAGCGAGUCCCAGACCUCCCCAACCCCCCCCAGGAUUCCUCUCCCCUGUAGAAACCCUUCAGCUGAUCCACUGUGACUUGCGCUCUCGCCCGUUCUUCCUCGCACUUCUCGCUGUCUGCGCCAAUUCCACCGCUCUGCACCUUCGCAACUGCUGCGGUUUGGACGACGCCUCCCUCGCAGGGAUCUCGGUCGCCACGAACCGUCGGAUCGGCCGGCUGGCGAUCGAAGGGUGUCCGUUGAUCACGAUGAAAUCGCUAGAAGCGGUGGUGCUGGCACUGCCGGGGCUGAGGCAGCUUGUGGUGGGGGACUGUGGGGGAGUGAGGGAUGAGGAGAUGGGCGGGGAGUUUGCGGAUCGGAUUUUCACGUUGAAGGAGCUGAAAUGGCAGCCGUCGGGAGGGAGGUUGGCAGGGACGGGAUUGUUUGAGAAGGGCAGGUGGUUGGUGCAGGGGGGUUGA